This is a messenger RNA of Rhineura floridana, 3189 nucleotides long. RefSeq lists its product as uncharacterized. The record is from RefSeq and is a predicted model, not a curated record. Bases 663 to 2432 code for a protein of 589 amino acids. Lineage: Eukaryota; Metazoa; Chordata; Lepidosauria; Squamata; Rhineuridae. Gene Ontology annotation, cellular component: nucleus. The transcript has 4 exons.
GACGGCGGCGCGGAGGGACGGCUGCAGGGGCGCCGCGCACGCCAGGAGGCUGAGGCUGCUGCUCCCGCUCCGCCGCUCUUGCGCGGUCUUCCUCCCCCCCCCCCGCAAAUCCGGAGCAGAAUCCGCUUCGGGCGGAGUGGGUGGUUCUGUUACAGCCGGGUCCACCGCGGCCGCUCGCUGGUGCUCGGCGGGGAAGGGGACGCUUCUCUUUUCCCCAGCCCGGCUGGCACCGCAUGCGCUUUUGGAGGCCGAUCCCGGGCGCCUCGCCUGCACCGCGGCUGGCCCUCGGAGGCCGCGCUCGCUCUCCAGUGAGCGUGCCCUGGAGCGCGACCCACUUCUCUCCAGCUUCCCUUUAUCUUUCUGGGACUCCGAUCAGCUGGAAGCUGGGGGCGAUUCCAAAGGGGAUCUCUUCGGGCGAAGCCGCAGGCGGGGGUUGGAGCCGGAUCGAGCUCUGGAGCCCCUCGGCUGGCUGGUGUCCUUGGGAUGAGACUGCAUGACUCGGGCACAAGUCUUCUUCAGUCCUUCCCCGGUCAACGUCACCGAGAGAAUCCAGCUGGCUUUUCCUCGUAGGGUGGGACCAUUCUUGAACCGCAAUACUGCCACUGUGUUACCAGCUGUUCUGGCACCUGCUUCUUUCCACUCCUUUUGGCUUCUGGACUCCAAUGUUUUCCUCGGCGGCUGAGAGAGACAAAUGGGGACCUAGGUUUGACUCUCCCCCGUCCACCUCCACUGCUGCCUCCCAGGCCAAUGCGACCGGCCGAAAAAGGAAAGCCAACUUCUCCAACGAUGAGACGGAGACUCUGGUCUGGAAUGUAGUUCGGCACUUUGGUGCCCUGUAUGGGUCCGAAUCUUUCCGGGCUCACCCUGUUCGCCGGAAACAGCUCUGGACACAAAUCCAGAGCCGGGUCAACUUCCUCGGCUACACGGAGCGGUCCAUUGACGAUCUCAAGCACAAAUGGCGGGACUUGAGGUUGGAUGUCAAAAAGAAGAUAACAGCCAAGAAACCCCCACCUGUACACCGGCCGGGGCCUCCCCACAAACCUCGUCUCACCCCGCUGGAGAAGAUGGUGGCCUCCACCUUUCUGCAGCCUACCCAUGAUUCAGAGCCAGAAAUUGUCUUGGACCCGGAGAUCUUCUUCCCAGGAGCAUCUAAGCAGUCCUUUGUCCCUAUGCAGCCAGGAGUCAGCCACCCCAGUAUCUACAUCGAUACCAACGGACAGCCCUCCUCUCUGUCGGACAUGGAAGGCUCCCUGGUGCCUCGUCUGGGAGUCCAGAGUCCUGACCCUUCUAUGAUUUGCGACUACAGUAGAGGCGAAGGGCAGAGCAGUUCAGCCGAGUCGGGACCAGAGCUGCGGACUCCAGAGAUGUCAACCAUUUCUCCCCCACUAAGAAACGAGUCGCUUGUUUCCUAUGCAUCUGAGGAAGAGGAACGGGACGCCCAGGAGAUUGAUGGUGGGAUGGGCUCGCAGCCUGGUCUAGAGUCGCAGCUGUCGGCCGAGGAAGACGUGAAGGUAUCCAGUCGGCAGGCAAAUAUGCACAUCCGGAGGUGCAACUCUCAAGGGUCGGCUGCGUCCUUGCCCGAGGAUGCCCUCAGUCAUGCGGAUGCCCACUCUGACUGGGGCCACGAGGGGGCCUCUGACACCCCAGCGCUGGGUCGGGUCCUCGACCCCUCGCAGCCAGAGGAGGAAGAGGCUGCCAACCAGAGCGCAGAGAUGGGAUCCUUGCCUCGGGUGCUCUUGGGCCCUGCAUGGGAGAAGCAAGAGGAGGAGGAGCAGUCCAGGUCGCCCCUUCACGUCGGGGCCCUCACCGAGGAGUCACUACCUUCCUCUGCGUCACCCCACGAGGACCAAACUCCCACUUCGCAGCCCUUGCCGCGGGGAAUGGGGUGCUCCCGCCUGCGGGAGGGGAGCAGAGACACUUGGAGGACUAAUGUCCAUCACCUGAUGGACAUGGAGAAUCAGUGGGACCAGCUCUAUCACCAGGAGUUAGCCAUGUGGCAAGAGGAGAGAGCCCAGCAACGGGAUGAGCGGGCGCGGGACCGGGAGCUCCAGUUCCGUCUGCUCAGUGUCCUCACCGACAUCCGUGAUGAGCUGCGGUAUUUGAGGCAAGAGAGGGCUACGGCCCGGCAAGAGAGGGCUACGGCCCGGCAGGAGAGUGCUUCCCAAACGGUCGCUCAAGGCACCGUGUCAGCAGCGCCUGCCACCUCUCCUCCGAAAUCUGAGGUUCCGCCUUCAGAGACUUCUCCUGAGCCCACCUGUCUGUUCUUUCCUCUUAAAGCCGAAGGGGGCCUCUCUGGAUCACCCCCAGUUAGUGUUGGCCGGGGAGAAGCAGCUGUGGCUUCUCGAAGCCCUCACGGCAUCUCCCGUCGGGGUAGGGGCCGGCCUCGUGGCUCCACAUCUAAACACAGACGGUUGUUUGUGGCCAACAGCUAGGGGCACAGUGGCAGUUGCUAAAUCCAAAUCCGAUAGACAGUGUGUGUAUGGGGGGGGCACGUAUGUGUGUACAGAGCUCCAGAAUUUCCUCCAUGUGGACGGAGAAGAGAAAGUGUGUACAUGUGUCUACGUGGAAAAUAUAUAUAUGUAUAUAUAUAUAUAUAAAGCUUAUUGCACACUGCGUAAGAAAAGGGUGUUUGGGUAUUGGUGUGGGUGUGAAAAAGAAGCAUGACUGAUGGUGUGUGAAUACUUGAUCCUACAAGAAAGUGAAUGAAUAUGCUGGUGGUGUGAAUGCAGUAGAACGAUUGGUGUGAAUUGUACUUUUGCAACCCACGCUGUUGCAGAAGCAGCUUGUUCUGCAAUGUUACCUGCUUGUAUAAAGAAUGAAAUGUUGCCGGGCAGGAAUAGGACUACCCAAUGUAGAUGGACAGCAGGCAGCUCGGAUCCCACCAGCCGGUGUCACUAUGCUGUACAGGUUUGCGCUGCCUGGGUGUGCAUCCAACGUGCAGCUAGCUCACAACUGAAUACGAUGACGGCCGUAGGCAAGGGCAGGAGGACACACUUGCAUCUAAGUGCCCAUAUAACAGCGAGGAUAUGUGGAGAAGUGCGAAAGGUGUUAGUGUGAGUAGGAUCGGUACUUUGUGGGUCAGUGGGAAUUGCAGAUUCUUAGUUGCUGUGGUUCAAGCAUUUUCUGCAACUCAUGUAAUGCACCAAUUUGCAUAUAUAUACAUAAAACUUUUUUUAAAAAAUACCAAAA